AUGUCCAGUUCCUCUUCCGGGAGCAGGAAACGGGGGACCAACGUUUCCGAAGACGUUGCUCCCGUGAAGCGGCUGCGCCGGCCUUUGCAAUUUGGGUCGUCGAGCGAGGACGAGGCGGAGGAGGAUGAGAAUGCGUUGGUGUUGGCGUGUGAAUCAGAUUACCGUGAGUGUCGGGCGAUAACGCAGCGCGUGAAGGCGGUGAUUGUGGACGGGCUAGGGGGGCCAGAGUUAGAGGGUCGUGAGGAGAUUGAGAAGUCGAUUUCGCGGGGGCGCUGUAGCUUCACCAAAAGUUUCAACCCGCCUCCUGAGAUUCUGCGAGAUGACCCGACGCUGAAGGAGUACCAGGUGGCGGCGGUGCACUGGCUGCUGGCCCUGUUUAAAAGUGGUUAUAAUGGGCUCUUGGCCGAUGACAUGGGCUUGGGUAAGACGGCGGAGUCGAUUUGUUUCCUCAAACGGCUGUACGCGGAAGGGCUGCUAGAAAAACCAGCAAUCGUUACCUGUCCGCCGACACUCCUGGACAACUGGGUCGUGGAGCUGCACAAAUGGGCCCCCAAGCUCAAGGUCCUUCGCUAUCACGGCAGCCAGACUGAGCGUAGGCAGCUCAUGCGCAAAUUCGAACUGGGAGACGAAUACGACGAGGAAGAUGGACCAGACGACAGCCGCAGCUCCGGAUCCGACAACCGCAGUUCCGGGUCAGACGUGGACGCGGAAAGCGGGCAUCCCGCCGGAUCCGGACAUCCGGCGGCAGGAUCCGCGGCUGGGUCGGCAGCUGGCUCGGAUGAGGAGAACAUGAAUGUGGAGAAGGGAGCCGGACCGGCUGAGGGAGCGAGUCAGGAGGGCGAGCUCCCAGAGGAUGCAUCUGCACGAGUGCAGGCCAGUGACGACCAGGAAGAACUGUCCAAAGACAUAGCCGGAGAAGAAGCGGCAGGUGACGAAGAAAAAGUGGCAGGCGUAGAGGGAGAAGACGGACCGGGAGACGAGCAGGCGAAAAUGGAGAGCGAAGGGUUUUAUCCGUUACCGGAAGGGGUGGGUUAUCAUAUCCUGCUGACUAGUCACCUGACGUUGUCUUCUUCCUACGACCGGCACAACUUUUUCAAGUUGCAGAAGUUUGGGUACUUGGUGGUGGACGAAGCUCACGGGUUGAAGAAUGCGAACAGCAAUCGGUACCAAUACAUAAACAAGAGCAUCAAAUCCCCGUUGCGGUUGUUGCUGACGGGUUCGCCAAUCCAGAAUCAGAUAAAUGAGUUACGUAAUUUGUUUGGGUUCCUGAGACCGUAUAAGCACACGUUCGAUAUAAGCAAGGCGCUGGCUUACCAUAAACACGUUUGGCACCAGGCCAUUUCGGCGCAAGCAACUUCGGCACAAGCCACUACCGACGGAGAGGAUGCCCGCGGUCCCCGGCGGCCGACCAGUCGAAUAAUUCUCGAAGACACGACCAGUUCCCCGACCAGCUCCGCGGGCCACCCUAGCCGGGCAGCGGACACGGGCGAAGUUACGCCUUCGGUCAGCGACGGUGUCGCAGUUCCUCCGAACAGCGCUGUUGCAGAAGGCAGCAUUGCCAAUGGCAGCACUGGUCUGUCUGGAGAAAUCAAAACUCCCGGAUCAGCUGCCGGCUCGGCUACCGGAUCAGCUGCCGGCAAGUUAGGUGAUCCGGAAAUCCUGUUUUAUCAGCAGCUGUGGGCUCCUCUGAUUCUAAGACGGUUGAAGCCGGAAGUCAUUAGCAACUUCCCAACAAAAACCAGUAUAAUUGAGCUGCUGGAUAUGCAUCCGGAUCAGACGAUGAUGUACCAGAAGGAGCUGAGGAGUUCGAAGAAUAUAUUGUCUACGAAGAAGAAGGCACAAACGGCAAUGAAAGGGUUGGUGUUCCGUCUAAGACGAAUCUGCAACCAUCCGCUGCUUGUGCAGAACUAUUUUAGUCUGCAAGACCGACUGGAAUUCGCUAGCUAUCUCCAACGGUACGUCAAGGACUACCGGAAGUAUCCUGUUGAACGAGUACUGCAACACAUUGAAGACUGGAGCGACUUCGACCUACAUAACGAAGCAGCACUCCACCUACCUGCUCUUGAUAAUUUCAGGAUACCAAAGGAAGAAUUCGGGAAGGGCUGUAAAACAAAUCGAUUGCUUGAGUUGAUUAAGGAGAAGUGCAUUGACCGAAAUGAGAAGAUGCUGGUAUUCAGUCAGUUCACGACAUACUUAGAUAUCAUUGAGGAGAUCCUGAAGUUGUAUCGGCCGGAAAUAGACUACCUGAGGUUGGAUGGGAGCACUGCUGUUAAUGAUCGAAGUGUCAUGGUCUCUUCCUUCCAAAACAAUACCUCAAGUGCCAAGCUAUUUUUGCUCUCCACGAAAGCUGGAGGGGUCGGGCUAAAUCUUACUUCCAGCAAUACCGUUGUGCUGAUGGACCAGGAUUGGAAUCCUCAUAACGACCGUCAAGCGGAAGAUCGGGUGCAUCGCUUAGGGCAAACAGGAGACGUGACUGUCUACCGACUGUGUUGCAGGCAUACCUUCGAAGAGGGAGUCCUUUCCUGCUGUAAGAAAAAGCUCGAACUCGAUGAAGCUUUCGGGGGCGUUCAGGAAGCAUUACCUCUCGAGAUCUUUGAGCAGAUUUUGCGAGAUGCCCAAACCAUAACGGAUCAAGAAACUCCACAGGAAGAGACGCCUCCCGCCGCCACAAAAAAACGCACUAUCAAGAAAUCAGCCCUCAGCGAUGCCAAAGCGUCCGAGACCGACUCCAAACAUUCCGAAGGUAACGUCAGCCAGAGUUCCAAAGCUGGCCGCUCACCAGCACAGGGUAAAAACACAAAGAGCGUCAAGAAGGCAACUAAAGCAGAACCCAAGAAACUUGGACGGAAUACCAAAAAGAAAACUCAGCUUUUAGCUCCAGCGAAACAAGAGGAUUCCCUCCUCCCUGGAGGUGAUAGCGAUUGA
Molecule: messenger RNA, 2925 nt
Organism: Gregarina niphandrodes
Lineage: Eukaryota; Apicomplexa; Conoidasida; Eugregarinorida; Gregarinidae
Product: SNF2 family amine-terminal domain protein
Exons: 3
Coding region: 1-2925 (974 amino acids)
Cellular component (GO): nucleus
Molecular function (GO): ATP-dependent chromatin remodeler activity; chromatin binding; DNA binding
Source: RefSeq, a predicted model, not a curated record